Messenger RNA from Mycetomoellerius zeteki, 610 nucleotides. RefSeq names its product LIM domain-containing protein A. The transcript has 4 exons. Lineage: Eukaryota; Metazoa; Arthropoda; Insecta; Hymenoptera; Formicidae. The record is from RefSeq and is a predicted model, not a curated record. Bases 89 to 610 code for a protein of 173 amino acids.
GAUCGACCGCCGUCUGCCGCGGGAAAACUUCAGAUCCGGUUCGCUUUCCACGGCUGACGUCAUUACCGUUCACAAUGCGCUAGGGGUGAUGGAGACAGUGGGCAAGCAAGUUCAGGUAGUGAGUGGACUGGGGGUGGGGGGUCCGGUGGGCCCUGUGGGCCCAGUGGGGGGAGAUCUGCAUCACCAUCAUCAUCCACACCCGCACGCCCUUCCUCCGCACCCACACUCCCACCCCCACGGUCACCCCCAUGGGUCCCACGGCCACUCGCUCGCGACGUCGAACCCUGGCAGAGGUCAGCCUCAACCACCAACCUCGCAUAACCAGCACGUACCUGCGAGGUCCACUCCCGUACAGCUGCAUAGACCGACGCAAAGUUAUGUCAACAUCAAGAGCAGUAGUCCGGUAUCUCCGAGGACGAUAGGAACGGGAGCGACGUAUGUGCAGGGUGGUGCGGCAGCAUCAUCCGCGAAUCAUUGUACGGUCGAGAUCACGAAGUUCAAUAGUACAAAAUUGUCUACGCGAAUCGCCGGAAUGAACUACGACAUGCGAAUGAGCCAACAUCGUAACGCAAAACCACCGGUAGAAAUGAAAGGAGGGAAAAAAGUUUGA